UAUUAUUUUAACUUUAUCUGCAAUGAAAACAACUAGAGCCAACGUCAGUACUACUCAAGAAUCACAGCUAAUUAAUACAUAUGUAGAGUAUGCAUUUUACAUAAGAUUUUGAUCAUUAAUAGUUAACAACAAAUAAUUGAAAAGAUUUGGAGAAAGAAAACAAGUCAGGACAACAUUUGGUAUAAUAGUGAAACCAAAAUGUUGAUCAUGUGAGUGGAGAAAGAAUAGUAAACCUCAAAAUUUAGCUCUGUUAAUUGGAUUAUUACUAACCUAUUACUAUUGAAAAAAAAAGUAAGUAAAUAAAAAUAAAAAACUAAAAUCACAAGUGAAGACAACAUUACAGUGCUCCAAUAAUUUGAAAAAUAUUAACUGAGUCAUUCACUCUGAAAAACCUGGACAUGCUGUGACUAUUGCUUGAAAAGAGACUUCAAGAAAAGGCAAUUCUUCUUGGGACCACCCCCACCUCCCCUAAAACACUCAAACUGAGAUGCACUGUAUUGCACAUUUUUGAACAAAAAAGCACUGUAAUCAUAUGUGAACAUUAAUGUAAUGGAAGAUAUCAGUCUCUCUUUCAACUGGAACCAUCACUACAAUAGCUCUUCCUAAUUUUCUUCACUUCCCUUGCAAAUCCUUCAUUCUACUUACUUGAAAAGACCUAUGGCUUCAUUAGCUUACUACCCAAAUGGGCUAGGAUUAGGAUUCGCAGUCACUGUAGUGAUGCUCAUCUUUUCCCUCGCAUUCUUUCCUUAUUCCACUUCAGGAUCAGCAUUUUUCAGAGGAGAUGAAGGUGUGAAGCAAAGGAAAAUGGUGUUGGGUUCAAGGCCUCCUCCGUGUGACAAUAAAUGCUUGAGUUGUAAACCCUGCAUGGCUGCUCUUGUUACCCCUCCUCACCACAAAACGGCAUCGACUCCUAAAGGAGAUGAAAGUUAUUAUCUGCUAUCGUGGAAGUGCAAAUGUGGAGAUAAGUACUUCCAACCUUGAUUUGUACAUAUAUAUAUAAUCCCCUCCCCCUCUUCC
This is a messenger RNA of Hevea brasiliensis (rubber tree), 1017 nucleotides long. Its product is annotated as EPIDERMAL PATTERNING FACTOR-like protein 8. The record is from RefSeq and is a predicted model, not a curated record. Bases 658 to 981 code for a protein of 107 amino acids. Lineage: Eukaryota; Viridiplantae; Streptophyta; Magnoliopsida; Malpighiales; Euphorbiaceae. Gene Ontology annotation, biological process: stomatal complex development; guard cell differentiation. The transcript is spliced from 2 exons.